GGGUGCCUACUAUGGGGGAGCAGGGUAGUGGUCCCCCCCCCCUCUACAGAAACGGGUCUUAGAAUCACUCCACGAAACACACCCAGGCAUAGUGAGAAUGAAGGCCCUGGCCAGGAGCUACGUAUGGUGGCCGGGGAUGGACGGGGAGAUAGAGAACUGGGUCCGGAGAUGCAGCACAUGCCAGGAGUCGCGGCCGGACCCACCCAGUGCCCCGGCUACACGGUGGGAGACCACAAGGAAACCGUGGUCCCGGCUCCACAUUGAUUUUGCCGGGCCGUUCCAGGGACAGAUCUUCCUAAUCAUUGUGGAUGCAUACACAAAAUGGUUAGAGGUCGUUCCCGUAGGGUCUACCUCGUCAGCAGCAGCCAUUAGAGCAUUACGCAGGGUCCUGUGCACCCACGGUAUUCCGGACACCAUAGUCUCGGACAACGGGGCAGCGUUCACCUCGGGGGACUUCCAGGCGUUCCUCCAGAGGUACCUCAUUAGACACAUCCGGUCAGCCCCCUUCCACCCGGCCACCAACGGCCAGGCCGAGCGGAUGGUCCGAACAACAAAAGAGGCCCUGGGAAGGAUAGUGCAAGGCGAUUGGGACCACCGGCUAGCCGCGUUCCUCUUCGACAACCGGGUCAUCCCAAACCCAGUCACCGGGGUCAGCCCAGCCGAGCUCCUCAUGGGGCGCAAGCUCACCACAAGGCUAGAUCGGCUAAACCCCGACAGAGCCCCCGACGUGCGAGGGUCACCGGAGAUCUGUGUGAUUGCUGAUAAUUGUGUUUCCUGUAUGUUUGAGUGA
Messenger RNA from Heteronotia binoei (common prickly gecko), 790 nucleotides. RefSeq lists its product as uncharacterized. Gene Ontology annotation, molecular function: nucleic acid binding. The transcript is spliced from 2 exons. The coding region runs from base 98 to 790 and encodes 230 amino acids. Lineage: Eukaryota; Metazoa; Chordata; Lepidosauria; Squamata; Gekkonidae. The record is from RefSeq and is a predicted model, not a curated record. Gene Ontology annotation, biological process: DNA integration.